Messenger RNA from Ostreobium quekettii, 495 nucleotides. The record is from the annotation of a GenBank genome assembly. NCBI's taxonomy places the organism in Eukaryota, Viridiplantae, Chlorophyta, Ulvophyceae, Bryopsidales, Ostreobiaceae.
AUGCAAACAAAACGCAUGGAAAUUGGACAGAUGGUGUACGACGGAGGCUUUCCGACGCCCGCCGGUGGGUCGCUGGCGCGGAUUGCAGAGGAAGGUGUCGCGCAGUCACCUGCUUCGAUCCACGCGAGGCGGGGCGGGCUCCGCCCUGACUACAUGACGCGCUUUGUAAAUCCCCUCCCCCGAGCAGAAGCCCUUGAACGCGAUGCGUCGCAGUGGCCGCACAGAGCAGGGCCUCGGGAAAUGGGGAGCCACGCACUGGAGGGCCGAAGAAGAGGGCAAGUUUGGACGGAUGGGGUGAUGGGGCCAGUGGCGGCGGCCUCCGAGACUAAGGUGAAUGGCGACCAACUUCGAGCAGCCACGUCGUGGACUCAGGGGCCGCCCUUUCAGCAGCACUUCAACUUGGGAGCCCUGGACCUGGAGAUGGCUUCAACUAGUCUGCGGGGGCACAACAGUGUUUUGAAGGCUGCGGUUGGACACUCAGCACAUCUGCCGUGA